Molecule: messenger RNA, 2311 nt
Organism: Sceloporus undulatus (fence lizard)
Lineage: Eukaryota; Metazoa; Chordata; Lepidosauria; Squamata; Phrynosomatidae
Gene: PTP4A1
Product: protein tyrosine phosphatase 4A1
Exons: 6
Coding region: 622-1143 (173 amino acids)
Biological process (GO): protein dephosphorylation
Cellular component (GO): nucleus
Molecular function (GO): protein tyrosine phosphatase activity
Source: RefSeq, a predicted model, not a curated record
UCCGCCCACUCCGCCUCCUUCUUAUUCUCUCGCCGCCGGCUCCCUCCAUCGCCGCCACCCUGCUCCUCCGCAGUCUCUGCCGCCACCCGUUCCCUCCGGCUCCGCUCCUCCUGCCCUCGGCGGUGGCGCCCUCAGCACCCAGGCUGUAUGAUCAGGCUACAGUCUUCAAUGAGUAACCAUAUUCCUCAGUUCUGUGGUGUUCUUGGUCACACAUUUAUGGAGUUUCUGAAGGGCAGUGGGGACUACUGCCAGGCACAGCACGGCCUCUAUGCAGACAAGUGAACUGUAGAAAUCGAUUACUACUCCACCAAGAAACCCCCAUAAGAGUGGUUACCAGGAUAAGAAGUAUUGAAUUGAAAUUGGCAGAACAUUUUUACAAAGGAGUUUAGACCUGGAUGGGGUAACCUUGGUGCACUGCCUUUCUUUUUGCCUCAGUAUUACUGGAUUGAAGAAUUGCUGCUUCUUAUUGAGAGGUUCAUUUCAUUUCCCAUUGCUCCCAACCUCAUACUUGUCAGCACUGGAAACUUUGAGUGGCUUUUUGUGAAGUAGACUUCAGUCUCUCCAUCACUUCUGCUAGUGUUUCUUUUAAAUAUCAUUGUCAUUCAUCUUCAUUAAGUUAACAUGGCUCGAAUGAACCGCCCAGCUCCUGUGGAAAUUACAUACAAGAAUAUGAGAUUUCUUAUCACUCAUAACCCAACCAAUGCAACCUUAAACAAGUUCAUAGAGGAACUUAAGAAGUACGGAGUUACUACAGUAGUAAGAGUCUGUGAAGCCACUUAUGACACUGCUCCUGUAGAAAAGGAAGGAAUUCAGGUUUUGGACUGGCCCUUUGAUGAUGGUGCCCCACCAUCUAUCCAGAUUGUUGAUGAUUGGCUAAACCUCCUGAAAGUUAAAUUCCGUGAAGAGCCUGGCUGUUGUAUUGCUGUACACUGUGUUGCUGGUCUUGGAAGAGCACCUGUACUAGUUGCCCUUGCACUCAUUGAAUGUGGAAUGAAGUAUGAGGAUGCAGUGCAGUUCAUAAGGCAGAAGCGCCGUGGAGCCUUUAACAGCAAACAGCUUCUCUAUUUGGAGAAAUAUCGUCCAAAAAUGCGCCUACGUUUUAAAGAUUCGAAUGGUCAUCGUAACAACUGUUGUAUUCAGUAAAAAAAAAACCAAGCUGCCUAUAUUGCUGCUUUGGAAGUAGAAGACUAAAACUAGAAUUGGGAAGGUUAUGUGGCAAAACGUACAUGUGUGUCUAACAUGAAGCUUCUGUAGGUGUAGGCCACAAUGUUGGCAGAAGAGCAUCUUUGUUUAGAUGAUGAUCUUUUUAGUGAACAAGAAAUGUACAUGGCCUUUAAAUGUCUUAUUUGUAAUUUGUAUCAUUAAACUAUCUGUAAUCAUGUAGCUCUUUUUUUUCAUUGAAGUCCCAAUAGUCAAGCCUACCAGAACAUAAGUAGAGAUUUCGGUGCCAAAAGCCCAGUGCACUGUUUCUGUAUACCACAGUAUAGUUUCAUAGUAACAGCAGUUACCUGGAGCUUUGCCCUUUUCUCAACUGUCAUUUAUGUGUGGAUACGGUUUCAUAGAAUAAUUACUAUGUUUGUCUCCCACAAUCACACUAGAAUGAGUAUCAGGAUUUGCGCACAGUUGAUGGACUUGGUUGUGUUUGGUGUCUAAACUUGUGUUAAUCCUUUUCAUUCAUACACAUGCACUUUUUCUUUCAUAAAACAAACAAACCUUCAUGCUGUACAGAAGCACACAAGUCUUUAAUGUCUCCAGACAAAACGCCUUACAGUUAAAUACUGGCACAUGAUGUGCAACUUUAGCAGAGAGCCUGUAAUAAGAUGGGAGGGAGCUAAUUAAUAUUUCUAGUAAAAUGUUGCCUUUUGUCUUGUGCAGGAAGUAUAGAAAACGCCCUUUACUUUAGUAAAUAUUUUUUUAAUGUAGAGAUGCUUUAUCGUAGCUGAAAAUUCUUAAUCAUAAAAUUUCUGAAGAUCUUGUAAUUUCUUUUAUCGUACUUAUUGGAAGUUGUUUACCAACUGUUGCUUUGUUGGAGUGAUUUUUGUUUUUUUUCCUUGAGUUUCUGUCAUAUAUAUGACAGUUCUCUGUAAUAUUUUGUAUGCCUUUUGAGCUGCGUAACUUAAUAUUUGGAUACUUGAUAAUUUGUUAUGUAAUUGAUAAAAUGGUGGUGUGUAUUAAUGUUCAACCAUAUAUUUAUACGUCUUGGGAAUGUGUGGUUAUAGUACUGUGGGAGAAAUAAUUUGCCAGUGUUCACCAGCUUGUAAAAUCUAGUGUGAGAGCUCAAACAUCUAAAUAAACUCAAAGCUGCAUUGCA